AUGUUGUUGCUUCUGUUCGCUUAUUUGUUCGCUUCUGUCGACAGUUUGGUGACCUGCAGAAGAUGUGACCGCCUGAAUUCCUACGAGCAACAGUGAGGAUUCUACUAUGUAGACUAGCUUUUUGACAUUCUGAAAUUUGAAAAAACAUUUUCAUUCUUUACAAGCUUUGGGAAGGUUUGAAACAAUUGAUGAACGUUUUUUUAAGUUUUCAACCUUUUAAAGUUAACCAAUUAUAAUAAAUCAGAUGCGAGUUAGAUAACUGCACCGGAGAUUAUUGUUUCACUGCCGAGUACUUCUACGGGGACACGAUCGAUUCUGUGACUCAAAUGGUUUGAAAUUGCAAAAUCGAACUGAUUCCGGGGUUUAGGGCUGCAUCGUCGGAGCUUUGCCUUCUGAAGGCUGUCGUACGAAUCAAUACGGCAAUACUAUGUGCUUCUGCGCGUGAGUCCAUCGUUUAAGAAUCUUUCAAGCUUUCCUUCAUAAUUUUUUUCUCUUUAGCCGUUUUUUAAAAUUUAUAGAAUUAAAAUAGACCUUUUCUCAAAAUUUUUCAACUAAUUUUUUUUUUGAAAUCGUAUUAAAAUAGAUGCUACUGAAUAGUAUAUUAACCCUCGAUUUCAAGUUUUUCAACAUCCUCCUCUGGAAUAAAGACUAAGCCUUUUUCAAUUAUUGAAUUGGAGUCAAAAACGGGUUCGCAAACAGAGUUUUCAUGGUUCUGUAAAGUUUUUAUAACUUUAUCUGCAAGAAACGUUGAAGUUUCAAAUCAGAACCCCCAACUGCAACUACAACCAAACGAUGACGACGGAGGCGCCUUCACGGCUUCCCCUGCAGACCUGCCAACCUCGCCGUCAAGACAACAAUCCGCCGAUCCGAUGGCGGCGUCCCUGUGCCGCCAACUUCUGCACCUUUGUCGGCAGCGAAGUGAGAUUCCCUCAGAGACUUUUGUAUAUUCACGACACAACUCCAGUUCAACAUCUCCAACGAAACGUUCAAUUGGAGCGACUCCGACUGUUCCAUGGAGAACGACUUCGAUCUGUUCUCCACUCACACCGUCUUCAACUUGUAUCCCGAGUCCUGCGUCCUUCUGCAGUACGGAGGACAGCCGAGGCUCACCGCUUGCUACGGUGCCAAUGUGAGCUCUUUGAAGAAUUAUUUAGCGGUUGCUGGGGACAAACAUGGCUUUUUUUGAGAGCACUGUAAAAAUGAAAAAAAUAAAUCUGGGUAUCCUAGUCUAAUGUCGGAGCCGAAAUCUUAUUAUCUGGUACAAUUUCUUAAUGAACUUUUUGAGGGUAUCGAAGAAACGGCGUCUUUCGAGAUUUCGACGCCAGUCGUCGAGUGCUACGUCGACUACUUCUCUCCACUUUUGCCCUAUGUCCAGACCGGCGGAACGUGCUUCGGCCAGUUCUGCUUCAUUUCGGCGACAUCGCGAGGCGAGGUCUACAGAGGAUGUGCUUCUUUGGACCAAUCUUCUGCCACUCAGCAGCUCGGAGUGAGACAUUUUUCACUUUUUUUUAAUCAAUCAAUCAAUCAAUUUAUUUUCACAAAGACCACUAGAAAGAUAACUAACCGCACCAUAAUAACCUCAUAUAUAAACCAAGCCGGCUGUGAGUGGACUAUUCUUGAAAAAUCACUCAUUAAGGUGGGCUACACGCGCUCCUACACCGGUCUAGAACAAUGGAUUUGCGACAGUAGUCUUUGCAACAUCGACCUGAGGUCCGCCGAGCAAUCCUGGCCUGAGGAACUCGCCGAUUACAAGUAA
Messenger RNA from Caenorhabditis auriculariae, 1756 nucleotides. Lineage: Eukaryota; Metazoa; Nematoda; Chromadorea; Rhabditida; Rhabditidae. The record is from the annotation of a GenBank genome assembly.